AUGGACAAUAACUCUGUUCCUAACUCAGCCCGAGGUGCUGGGCUCCUGCACAAUGGCCCGGCCAUGUUGGUGCGGCCAGCGGUGCUCUUCAUGCUUCUUCCAGCCGCGACUUAUGUCUUCUGGAGCUUUGUCUCGUAUCUAAUCUCACCAUUGAAAAAGUAUCCCGGGCCAUUCUUAGCAUCCUAUACCAACUUCUACCGAAUGUAUUAUGCCUAUCGAGGAAAUAUGCACCUCUUGACCAAGAAACUCCACGACAAGUACGGCCCGGUUGUUCGCAUGGGCCCCAACUACAUCGACGUCGACUACCCCUCAUUGAUUAAGACGUGCUUUGACUUUCAGGGAGUUUGGAGAAAGACUGAUUGGCACGGUGUCAGUGGAGCAAUGGUUGAAGGCAAGCUCUACUACAACAUCUUUUCAGAAUGUAACCCCGAAGAGCAUGCUCGGAUCAAGAAGCCAAUUGCAAAAUACUGGUCUGCUCCUGGUGUUGCGCCAAUGGAGCCACACGUUGAUUCUGUCAUCUCUACACUGUGCCGAGCGCUUGAUCAACGGUUCGCUGGCGACGAGGCGUUUGGAAAAACGUUCGACUUUGCUGAAUGGAUGCUAUUCUUUGGGAUGGAUGCGGUCGCCAAGACUACAUGGAGUGAAGCGGUCGGAUAUCUCGAGAAGGGACAUGAUUUCGAUGGCACCCUCAACGUCUCCGAUAGAGCCUACGACUAUCUCGUCACGGUCGGCAUGAACCCUGUUUUCGACAAGUUUCUCGACAAGAACCCGAUUAUGCGAUUUGGCCCGCCAUCGUUUGGAACCGUCACUGGAAUUUGCCUUGGACAUCUGAUGGCGCGCAUGAAGGGCGAAGACGGCCACGAUCAAUCCAAGCCCGACUUCUUGGACCGCUACCUUGAGGCCCAGCAGCAGAACCCCGAAGUUGUCGACAUCUACCGUAUCCUCUCCUACAUGCUCGUCAAUGUUGCCGCCGGUGCCGACACCACUGCGGCGAGCUUGCGCUCCAUCUUUUACCUCUCGCUGAAACACCCCGCCGUCUUCCGUCGUCUGAGAGACGAGAUUGUCAAUGCCAAGUUUUCGCAGGUGCCAGUUCCUUAUGCCGAGUCCCGACAGCUUCCGUACCUGGAGGCUGUCUCCCGAGAGUGUUUCCGAUACAUGCCCGGUAACUGCUUCGCCCAGGAGCGUUACGUUCCACCUGGCGGUUUGGCGCUUCCUGAUGGCUCCGUCGUGCCGGCCGGUACCGCUCUUGGAUUCAAUGCCUACGUGAUUCACAGAAACAAGGAGGUCUGGGGUGCUGACGCUGAAGAGUUCCGGCCCGAGCGCUGGUUGCAAGCCGAUAAUGAGGCGGACGAGGAAUACAAGAACCGCAUCCAGCAAUUGAACAAUGUGGACUUGUCUUUCGGCGCUGGCUCGCGAAAGUGCAUCGGCAUGAAUCUUGGAAAGAUGGAGGUUAGCAAGACGGUGGCAACGCUGAUUACUCUUUUCGACUUUGAAUUGGAAGACCCCAAGAAGGAAUGGAAGGUCCACAACAGCUUGAUUCCCAGGGCGUCUGAGAUUAUGAUUAAGAUGAAGAAGAGACCAGGUGCUGGAGAGCAAAUCAGCGAAAUGAGCAGCCACUACUAA
Trichoderma aggressivum f. europaeum is the source of this 1623-nucleotide messenger RNA. RefSeq lists its product as uncharacterized. Gene Ontology annotation, molecular function: heme binding; iron ion binding; oxidoreductase activity, acting on paired donors, with incorporation or reduction of molecular oxygen. The coding region runs from base 1 to 1623 and encodes 540 amino acids. The transcript is spliced from 4 exons. The record is from RefSeq and is a predicted model, not a curated record. Lineage: Eukaryota; Fungi; Ascomycota; Sordariomycetes; Hypocreales; Hypocreaceae.